AUUGGUGGAAUCUUUGGAGAAGGCAGUGGCAGUUGGCGAUCGACCGUUUGUUGUGCACCGCUAGUAGGCCUUAGAUCAGUUUUGUCAUUCUGUCACUUCUCAACAGUAAAGUGAAGUAAAAUACUAUCGAUUAUGUUCGUGAUUUAGUGUUGUGCGUGCUCUAUUGUUUUUCUGUGAAGUAAAGAUAAUCUGCCGUAGCGUCUUAUUGUAAGAUUUCGAUAUGCUGACGAGCCAGUCCAAACAUUUCCUCCACUGCCUUCUGUUCUUCACUCUUAUUGUGUUUUUUGAGCUUUUUACUGGCGGUGUAAAACUAACGUCCGAUCGUGAACUAAACUUUGAUCCAUGGGAAAGAUACGGAUAUUUGGGUGCUUUUGUGCUGUACAUGCUUCGAUUGUUAACGUUCCUCUCACUGCCCCAGGUCCUCUUGAAUUUUGCAGGACUCACACUGUACAAUGCCUUCCCAGACAAAGUUGUGUUAAAGGGUUCACCUCUUUUAGCCCCUUUUAUUUGUAUCCGAAUAGUAACUCGAGGUGACUACCCUCAGUUAGUUCGUGCUAAUGUUGAAAGGAACAUGGCAGUAUGUACACAAGCUGGACUGGAAAACUUUCUUAUUGAAGUUGUUACUGAUAAAUCUAUCAACUUACCAAUUCAUAGACGAACACGAGAAGUAGUAGUUCCUCCAACAUAUAAAACUAAAAGUGGGGCACUUUUCAAGGCACGAGCCCUUCAGUAUUGUUUAGAAGAUGGUGUCAACGUUUUAGUUGACAAUGACUGGAUUGUACACUUAGAUGAGGAAACACUUCUCACUGAAAAUUCAGUUCGUGGAAUUCUUAAUUUUGUACUUGAGGGAAAACACCACUUUGGCCAAGGACUAAUUACAUAUGCAAAUGAACAUGUUGUGAACUGGGUGACUACGUUGGCAGACAGCUUCAGAGUUGCUGAUGAUAUGGGGAAGUUACGAAUGCAGUUUUCAAUGUUUCACAAGCCUCUACUCAGCUGGAAAGGAUCUUAUGUUGUUACUCAGGUGGGAGCUGAGCGGCAAGUUUCCUUUGACAAUGGGCUCGAUGGAUCUGUGGCGGAGGACUGUUUCUUUGCAAUGAGAGCAUUCCAGAAAGGCUUUUCCUUUGCUUUUGUUGAUGGUGAAAUGUGGGAGAAGUCACCAUUUUCCCUGUGGGAUUUUGUACAACAACGAAAGAGGUGGCUACAAGGCAUACUGCUGGUGGUGCAUUCAAAACAGUUGGCUAUCAAAAACAAGAUCCUGCUGGCAAUUUCCUGCUACUCCUGGGUGACCAUGCCUCUGUCCACCUCCAACAUCGUGUUGGCAGCUUUAUGCCCCAUCCCUUGCCCUGCGAUCAUGGACUUUCUCUGUGCUUUCAUUGGAGCUGUCAAUAUCUAUAUGUACGUCUUCGGAGUCGUUAAGUCCUUCUCCCUCUACCGCUUCGGUCUACUACGGUUCACACUAUGUAUUUGUGGAGCGCUGUGUACCAUCCCGGUCAAUGUGUGCAUUGAAAAUGUUGCUGUUAUAUGGGGACUUUUUGGUAAUAAACAUAAAUUUUAUGUUGUUAAUAAGGAGCUAAGGCCGCCAGUCAGUGUGUAGUCCAGUUUAGUUUCCCAUUCCAUUGGCACAAAGUCACCCUUUCAUCAAUCCACCACCACGGCUUUGUUUAUCUGACUACACAGGGUAACUAUUAUGUUGUUUUGUUUAAGUUGUUAUUCAUUGUAAAAUACUCGAGACUGAUUUUAUAUAUUUUUUUGUAAAUAGUUUAUUAUUCAUUAUAUAUUUACAAUUUUGUUUUCAACAUGACAAUUUUAGCCAUCAUUUUCAGCGUCAUAAGUAUUUCUGUUUUCAUUGUAAAGUACUGAAAUAAAAAUUAGAUAAAAUGAUAUUAUGAAAGAUAAUUGUUAUAUUUUUAAUUCUUUGUAUAUUAACACAAUAUGUUUAAGAAAAUUAUUCUUAAAAUACAGUAAAUUUCAGGAAAGAUUUUACCAAUUUCUAUAAAAAAAUAUGGAGUUCAUUAAGUUAUUAUCAUUCCAAUUUGGUGGUGUCACAAUUAUUUAGAAUUUUUCACUAAUAUAAAGUUAAAAUUUUUCCUAUGAUUCUUCCAUAAGUGUUCCACCCAAGUCAGAUCAACAUGGACCUGUUCUGUUAUUAGUACUUAUCUGCCAUUGAAUGUAAGCGGAGCUCCUCGAACAAAACAAAGCUGAGAGAUCGGUGGGCAGUGUGAGUGUGUGUGUACGUCUUGUAUAUAAGUGUCAUCAUAAUAAUGUAAUAACAUUCAUUUUGUAAUGUUACACAGUGUUAUUUGUAUAAUUUUCUGCGUAUUAGAUUUUCUAAUUUAUUUAUAUAUUAAAGCUUAGGUACUUAAAUAAUCCUAAGCAGCAUGACUAUUAAGAUCUUUUUUAAAUAAAACAUUGUAUUUGUUUGCUUUAGCAAGAUAAAAUUCUUUUAAUUGAUUAUAUUUUUAUUUAUUUUGGAUAUAUAUCUAGAAAAUAUCUGUAUAUUAUGGGCAGAAUCAAUAAUAAAUUAGAUGGCAGAAAGGGUAGGCACAUACUUGGGUAACUCAAAUGUGAGAAAGUUGUAUUUAUUGGUGUUCUUAUAGACUCUGCCCAUUAUUUCAUUUCCUUUCAUGUAAUAAAUAAUGUGGUCAAGAAAGAUAAGGUCAAGUAAACAUGUGUUUUUACAAGAGUAGAUUUUAACUUGUGAGAAUAACACAGCUAUAUAUUAUUGACCUCCUCCAAAUGUGAGCUACAAAGAUGAAGCAGCUUAUUGAUAAUAGUCUGUGUUUGUUUAAUUACAAACCCCUACAAGUACUAUCAUUCACUCAUCCACUCACUGUAAACUCACUUCAAUAAAAAAUGUAUAUAAAUACUUAUAUUAUGUUGUUUACGUCUAUGUGAUAACAAUAGAACUUUUAGUUCACAAAAUUAAAUACAACUAAAAUUUUUAUUUUUUAAAGUUGGUGUUUGGAUAUAUAUCAAUAAACAAUAGUUUUACUUUUAAAUAGACAUAAAAAUCAUGAUUUUUAAUAAUGUUAAUUUCUAAAUUUAUUUUAAAAAUACAAAAUUGCCAUUUUUAUUUGCAGUAUUUUAGUGCAACUGAGGAGGGGGGCCUUAUAUAGCUUUCAACCCAUGCAUUGUCAUCAUUCGGUUGAUCCUGAAUUUUAUUUCUUGUACAGGAUCUUCCACUUAGCCAAAUUGGAGAGAAGGAAGAAUAAUUUGAGUUUGUUUUAUUGAUUGACCUUCAACUUCCUUGUCAUUUUUAUUUAAACGUAUUAAGGAUAUAGUUUUAUAUUUUAAAUUCAAUAGCACUGCUGUAAAAUCAAUAAAUUGUUAAUUGUUCACUAUAUAAGAAACAAGUCAGCAACAGUAAUAAUUAUUGUAUUUGAAUAUUUGUAACAUCAACAACUAUUUGUAACAAAAUUAUUUUCUUUAAGAGAAUAGAUUUAAUUUAUCAUCAGGAAUGUAUUAGGAAUUAUAAAAGUCUUCUAACUGUAUAAUUACAAUGCAUCUAUAAAAAAGUUAACAAUCUCCAUACAGGCUUGGUGCCUUCAAUUAAAAUAUUAAAAUAGAUUUAUUUUCCAUUUUUUAAUGGAAGCGAACAAACUCAAAACCUAAAAAUAACAAGUGCUAAAAGAAAACAAAUACCAUUUAUAUACAUAUGUUUAUUUCUGAACCUCUUAUUGCCUGAGGUGUUAUUGUGAUAUAUUAUUAGAAUUUUAUAAAUGUCUACAAUGAGGAAUUUUAAGUUUCUAGUAGGAAGUGCCAGUAUAUGAUCUAAAGUACUAGAAUAUGGACACUCUGAUAUAACAGUUUCUUCUAAUGCACUAGUUUUCUUAGUAUGUACUGUACUAGUACCUGUACACUUGCAAUGGCUGUAUUAAAUGCUCCAAAAAUGAUAAAUUUGUGGCUAAUCACUUUCAUCUCUUAAAUAUAAAACUAUUUAUAUCUGACCUUGAUACUUUGUAUUCUUCCUCUUUAUUCAUGAAACUAUCAAAUCAAGCUCAGUUCUAUUUAAUAUAUGAUAUUGUAAUGUAUCUUCUUAAACAUAAAGUAUUGCAGCCUAUUGUUCAUGGAAUAUAUUAGAUAUAGGAUUUUGUUCAAGUUACAUUGACAUAUAUAUUGAUUGUGUUGUUUUAUUAAUUUUUAUUUUAGUUCAUACAUUUUUCUCUGCUAGUUUAGAUAUUUUAUUAUCAAGAUAAUGGUACAGCUUUAAAAUUGCGGAUGUUGUUAUCGAUAUUACUUCUUAAAAGUUUGGUAUUGCCAUAAGAACUCUUUAUAAUUAAGUCUAUCAUGAAUUUGUCAUUUGUAAAAUUGUAAUUUGAGCAUUUUUUUCUUAUUUUCCUUAGGAACAAAAGCACUUUUUCAUGUUAUUGCUUGGUAUAUGUGUAUAUAUAUAUAUGAAUCAUAGUUGGAACAAAGUAAACUGCGUCAACUCUCUGUUGUUAUGAGCAGAGGAAUGUAGGAAAAUGUAUUAGAUUUAGUAUUUAUUUGCUGCGUUAUAAAAACGGGUCCACAGGUUAUAAGACAGUAUAAUUUCAUAGCUAAAUAUAGUGGAAAUAAUUUUUUAGCUUAAUUUGUAAAAUGUGAAUAAGUAACCAUGACACUUGAAAAUCUUAACAAGACAUUUUCUAAAAAUUGCUACUUUAUGGUAGAACAUUUAAAAUUAUUUGUUAGUAUUAACACUUCAAGGGUUUUAUCUUUUUCUAAUAAACUUCUUUUAUCCUUCAAAAAAAGUAUUAAAAAUAUUGGUUGAAUAUAAUUGGCUGAGUAUUAGCAAAGCCUAUCACUUGAGAGGCUGGACAUAUUUAAUUUGUCUGUCUAUCCACACUUAUCUCGAAAACGAACUGACCUACUUUAAAUUUUAUUUGAAGCUAACUUCUAUAUAGGCAACACUGAGUUCAUUGAUAAUGCAUGUUACUCCAUGGAAUUUGGUUGAGUGUUUUACAGAAUACUUUUACAUUGGUUUUAUGGUCAAACAGUUAGUUAAAGCUAAUAUUCUAGUUUUUUUUAAAUGCAUUUAUUAGCUGCCAAAUUUGUACAAGUUUUCUUUUUAGCAGUGUAUUCAAUUUAAAAUUUAAAGAUUACAAAAUAUCAACUAUUUGUGGUUUAUUUUGUUACUAAUUGUUUUAUAUUAUUCCAAUUUGUUUGAAUCAUAAAUGUUAAGAGAAAAAGUAUUAAAAUUGUAAUAUUAACUCUCCUAUUUAAUUAGUUUAGUAAAAUUGAUCAUUUAGACUUAAGCCUUGUUAGCUUGCUCACCUUUAAGAAUAUGCUAUCUAAUUAUUUAUGGGUUAGUUUGGAUAUUAAUCAUGUUUAAAGCACACAUAAAACAUAUACUUAUAUCAUCUCUACUUUUUGCUAAGAGAAAUUAAUUUGUACAAGUAUUGUACAAGUUUUUUUCCCAUGACUUAUUAGAAGUUAAUGAAACUUAUUGUUUAAUGCUUUUGAAAUUAAAGUUCAUGAAUAAGUCAUUUUCAACAAUUUAUUCUUUAUAUUAUACAAGUAAAGCGUUCUUAAAUGUUUGGUACAUUUUACCCUUAUUAAUCUUUUAUUGCCUGACAUAUGUUUCAGCGAAUAAUGCCAGUCACAGUUAAAUUGGUCACAUCACGGUGUUCCGUGGACUCAUAGAUUUUAUACUUUAGUGUGCACAGUGACUGAGAUAUGCUGCAAAGCUUAAUUCACUUAGAUUUUGCCAGAAAUGUUUAUCUAUGAACCAUGAACAGCUUGAUUAGUUUGUGAAUAUGAAGCUUUAUAUGCAUGACGGAUUUGCUUUAAUUAGUUAAAUAGUAGAUUUUCCUUUUUUAUUAACAUGAGUUAAGAAGUUAUUUUCAGCAGAAACUGCUUUUUACUUCAGGUCACCAUUAUGCAAUCCUAUUUAAUAAUUUUUAAUUGUGGAUUGUGCAAGCUUUAUGCUGUCUGUCUUCUUUUAUCCAGCUGUUCGUUAUCUGCACAUCAAACUUUAAAACUUGAGUUGUUGUAUAAUGGUCGACUAUAGUGGUUUUAAAUUUCAGUAAUAGCCUUUUAGAUUAAAAUAAAAGUUUCAAAUUGUUUUAUGCUUUAAGAACGUUCUUCAGAACUAACGUGAUAGCCAUGAAUUUGUCAUGAAAUUGUAGAUAUAGAAUGAUUGCAUAGCCAUUUGCUAAUUCUUGUCAUAUUAGCCUAUUAAAACUAUGUCCCCAAAAAGUAUUCUUAGGUAAUAAUUUUGAAGUUGCAAUUUAAAGCAAAAUAAUUUGUUUACAUUUUAUCAUGCUGUAUCUAUAUUGUAUUUAGUUUAUAAAUUAUAGUAUAUAAUAAGAGGUGUAAACAAAUUUUACCUUGAAAUAUAAGAGAACCUGUUUUAAUAUAACUUUA
Molecule: messenger RNA, 6348 nt
Organism: Homalodisca vitripennis (glassy-winged sharpshooter)
Lineage: Eukaryota; Metazoa; Arthropoda; Insecta; Hemiptera; Cicadellidae
Product: beta-1,4-mannosyltransferase egh
Exons: 4
Coding region: 221-1597 (458 amino acids)
Cellular component (GO): cytoplasm
Molecular function (GO): beta-1,4-mannosyltransferase activity
Source: RefSeq, a predicted model, not a curated record